CUCCUCGUCCUCCGGCCGCCGCACGCCGGGAGCCCGAUGCCGGUGCCGCGGCUCGCCCUGCCUCCUCGGGAACAUGCGCCGCUGCCCGCCGCGCUGCCGGCGGGGCUGCUGCUAGCCAGAGCGGCGGCGCGGAGCCCUGCGCGCACCGCCUGCCCCCGUCCCUGAGCCGCCGGCCGACAGCGCCGCAGCCGCCGGCCGACAGCCCCUCGCGGAGAAGGCAGGCGAGCGCCGGAGGGAGGAGGGGACCCGUCUGCCCCCGGAGCCGCUGCCUGCGGGCGGCCAUGGGAGCCCGGCCCGCGGGGGGCGCUCCCUAGGGCGCGGGCGGCCCCGCUCGGCUGCGAGCCGCCGCCGUCCCCCCCGCCCCCCCGCCCCCCCCGGGCCUGCGAGGCGCGGCGAGGCGAGGAGCGGCCCGCGAGGCACCGCCGGUGCCCGGCGCCGCCAUGGGGGAACAACCCAUCUUCAGCACCCGAGCUCAUGUCUUCCAGAUUGACCCAAACACUAAGAAGAACUGGGUUCCCACCAGCAAGCAUGCUGUUACUGUGUCCUACUUCUAUGACAGCACAAGAAAUGUCUACAGGAUAAUCAGUUUGGAUGGCUCCAAGGCAAUAAUAAAUAGCACUAUCACCCCCAACAUGACAUUUACUAAAACAUCCCAGAAGUUUGGCCAAUGGGCAGACAGCAGAGCGAAUACAGUCUAUGGCUUGGGAUUUUCAUCUGAACAUCAUCUGUCAAAAUUUGCAGAAAAAUUUCAGGAAUUCAAAGAAGCUGCACGGCUGGCAAAAGAAAAAUCCCAAGAAAAGAUGGAGCUAACAAGUACACCUUCUCAAGAAUCAGCUGGAGGGGAUAUUCAGUCUCCUUUAACACCAGAAAGUAUCAAUGGGACAGAUGACGAGAGAGCGACGCCGGAGGUGACACAGAAUUCAGAACCAAGGGCUGAACCAACCCAGAACGCAUUGCCAUUUACCCAUAGUUCGACAAUCAGCAAGCAUUGGGAGGCAGAACUGGCCACGCUCAAGGGUAAUAAUGCUAAGCUCACAGCAGCCCUGCUGGAGUCCACUGCCAAUGUAAAACAAUGGAAACAACAGCUUGCUGCGUAUCAGGAGGAAGCAGAACGUCUUCAUAAGCGGGUGACUGAGCUAGAGUGUGUGAGCAGUCAAGCCAAUGCAGUCCACACACAUAAAACAGAAUUAAACCAGACAAUACAGGAAUUAGAAUCUACGCUGAAGAAAAAAGAAGAGGAAAUUGAAAGAUUGAAACAAGAAAUUGACAAUGCCAGAGAGCUCCAGGCACAGAGGGAUUCUUUGACCCAGAAGUUACAGGAAGUAGAAAUUCGAAACAAAGACCUGGAAGGCCAGCUGUCUGAUCUAGAGCAACGUCUGGAGAAAAGUCAGAAUGAGCAAGAAGCUUUUCGCAAUAACUUGAAGACACUUUUAGAAAUUCUUGAUGGAAAAAUAUUUGAACUAACAGAGUUACGGGAUAACUUGGCCAAGCUAAUAGAAUGCAGCUAAAGAAAAUGGGAUUUCAGUGCCAAUCAGCUUAAAGAUGCACUGUCUCUCUUUGUAGGACUGUGUUGGGCUCUGCAUCAAAGUUGCACAAAAUUAGAAAAUGCUCCUCUGAGAGGGCUUGUUUUAAAUUUGAGUCAUAUUUCAAUGUAAAAUUUAGAACUCAGCUUGUAGCUAGUUGAAGAAAAAGAAACAACGAACAAAAAAAAAAAAACUUGAAUUACAAAUUACCUCCUUGUACAUUAUUGGCCAUAGAUAACUUGAAAGAUACUAACAGUAAUUGAAUGCAAUCCUUUUCUAAUUAUCAGAGAUGGAAGAAUUAGCAGUGUCCCAGGUCACAUCCCCUUUUUGUGAUAGACACAAUAUAGGUUGUUUGCUGUUUUAUUUAUUUAAGAUAUUUAAUUGCUGUGUUUUGUGCAAGAAGUUAGUGAUGACAGCCCUGUAUUUUGUUGUUCUUAAUAAUUUCUCAGGAUACUUUGCACUGUGGAGAAACAGUGCCAUUACCAAUUUAUUCUUGUCGGGGUGAGAGAGAGUUGCAUCUUUAAUUGAAACGAAGUUACUAACUGCUUGUGUAAAGUUCUUCCUUUUGGGGUAUUUCAGUUGGUUGGUCAGUUGGUGGUUGGUUUUUUUGCUUGUUUGUUUGUUGCUUUUGGUUUUGCCUUUUUUUUUUUUUUUAGUUUAUAUAAAAGACCGUAUUUCUUUAUGGAACUUACUCAAGUGUUCUACAAUAUUGUCCAAUGUAAGGUUUACUUUUUCACGUGAAUUCCAUGUAAUUACAGUGAGAUACUAUCUUCCACUAAAUUGUAUUCUGAAUCCAACCAGUGAUGGCAGGUGAGUCCCCCAGGAAAAAAAAAAAAAAAGAAAGAAAGAAAAAAAAACAAAGAAAAAAAAAGAAAUGAGAAUUUUAAAUGUAAAAUUUAACUUGCACAGGUAACAAGAAAUAGCCAGUCAUUUGUUUUCUGGCCUUGCUGCGUAUAUCAAAUAUGUAUGUUGAAUUAACUGUUAGCCUGUUCUGCAGGAGACUUUUUCAGAAUGUCACAUGAAUUUCAGGUUUUGUUAUAAUGGCUUAUGGGGAGCACCGUUUAUUAUAGACUGCAUUAAGAGCAUAGAGCUAUUGCAAGGGAUUACUCAUAUACUGAACUUGUCCUGCCAAGAAAGCUGUUUCUAGAAGUUUUGUUGUCAUAACAAAUUGAAAUGGAGACAUGUUUACUCUUUUAUGGGUCUUCAUAUCACAUCUUUAUUGAAAUGACACCAGGCAAUAUUCUGAACUGUUAACUAAAUGUUUAAAAACAGGAAAUAAUUGAAUUCAAUUAUCCUCAGUGAGCAGGUUUUAAAGUUGUUCUGAUGUAAUUUUAACAGACUUUUGGCAAACACACAUGUCUUUAUAUAACAGAUUUAUUUAA
Messenger RNA from Cygnus olor (mute swan), 2905 nucleotides. It is a transcript of the gene HOMER1, whose product is annotated as homer scaffold protein 1. The transcript has 9 exons. Gene Ontology annotation, biological process: G protein-coupled glutamate receptor signaling pathway; regulation of store-operated calcium entry. Lineage: Eukaryota; Metazoa; Chordata; Aves; Anseriformes; Anatidae. Gene Ontology annotation, cellular component: cytoplasm; plasma membrane; postsynaptic density. Gene Ontology annotation, molecular function: G protein-coupled glutamate receptor binding. The record is from RefSeq and is a predicted model, not a curated record. The coding region runs from base 441 to 1508 and encodes 355 amino acids.